UAAAGAAUAAUCAUCGACCCAAAUUAACUGACAUAAUCAAAGUUUUGAAAAAGAAGAAUCCAAAUUUGUAGUACUAUUGCAUAGUCGAUUAGGGGUUUCAGUUUCAAUUUUACACAGAUUAACAUUAGAAGAAGCAUACAGGUCACUGGCGUGUUUUCUCUAUUGAUCUAUUAUUGAUCAAGUUAGUCGCUCAACGUUUAUUUGUAAUUGCAGGAUUAUGUACGUUAUUCAACCAAAGUUUUUAGGAAGAAAUGAAACAUUUUUCAAAAGUAUUUUGGCUGUUGCCGUUCUGUCAAGCUUCUAUGGAAAUGCUUUUGGCCAAUCAAUAGGCUAUGGCAGCUGUCCAAAUGUGAAAGCACUAGAAUACUUUGAACCGGAAAAGUACGUUGGUAGAUGGUACGAGAAUGAACGAAUCAUCAACACCUUCCAAUUGGGCGGAUCAUGUGUUACUGCCGAUUAUACUGCUGAGAAAGAUAGCUAUGGCGAACCCACUGGAAACAUACUUGUGACAAAUUCAAUGACUAAUUGGCGUGGGUCAAAAAAAUCAAUAAGUGGUACGGCUGUGCCUUUGGACAAGUCAACCUCUGAUGCAAAAUAUGUUGUCAUCUUCCAAGGUGUUCCCACAAACGGAUCUUACUGGGUAGUGGACACAGAUUAUGAUAGUUACAGUGUUGUUUACUCAUGCACAUCAUUUUGGGGACUAUUCAAUCUUAAGUUUUUGUGGUUGUUAACAAGAGUCCCAGAACCAACGCAGGAUGUUCAACAAAAAAUGAGUUCAGUUCUAAAAAGCAAUGGUUUAUCCAGCUAUCUACUCUCGAAGACCAAUCAGAAAAACUGUCAAUACACAUAAUGAGCUAAUAAUUUAUAUUUGUUACAAGUUUCACCAUAGUUCUUAAGAUCAUGUUCUAUUACUUUUCAAGUUGUAAAUUGAAAUAAAAACUAAAAUGUGUAAUAUCCA
This is a messenger RNA of Nilaparvata lugens (brown planthopper), 958 nucleotides long. RefSeq names its product apolipoprotein D. Lineage: Eukaryota; Metazoa; Arthropoda; Insecta; Hemiptera; Delphacidae. Gene Ontology annotation, biological process: brain development; lipid transport; tissue regeneration. Bases 218 to 850 code for a protein of 210 amino acids. The transcript is spliced from 6 exons. The record is from RefSeq and is a predicted model, not a curated record. Gene Ontology annotation, molecular function: lipid binding.